Varroa destructor (honeybee mite) is the source of this 3826-nucleotide messenger RNA. RefSeq lists its product as uncharacterized. NCBI's taxonomy places the organism in Eukaryota, Metazoa, Arthropoda, Arachnida, Mesostigmata, Varroidae. The record is from RefSeq and is a predicted model, not a curated record.
UCACAUACCCAAUAAUAUCGAGCUUGCCCAACAUCAAAUCCACCGAGGCAAUGCGAAAAGAGACACCUGCUGACGAAUGAGAUAGUGGAUAGACAAACUGUUACGUCUGACUCGAAACCCCACAUUCCGUAAACAAUAGAUUGGAAUAUGACGGUGGCACAGGAGCACUCGAGUGCAUACGGGCAUGUGUGCAAGAUUGCCUGUGCUAUGAAUAGAAUUCACGUAGAAUUUUAAUGGCCGUCCUUUGAGCAAAUCGUAUCCAGUUGUUCUCAAACGUAUGUGAAUUGCCGUAAAAUAUUGAAGCGUAGAGUGGGGCCACGAGAAAAAUACAACUAUUUAGGAAAACCACAUUCGUUGAAAUAGACACUGUCACUGUGUAGUUCAUUCGUCCCUUGAAGGCAUCUGCUCCAUAAGUUCACACUAUAAAAGCAAUGGAUGCUAUCCGUUUGAUUAAUGGCAUCCAUCGAUAAGCCCCCGAUCGGCUGGUGGCUUCUGACGAUUUCUGCUCUCCUAGUGAAAUCUGCUUCCGGAUACGCGCGUCCCGAUGAUGAUCAUGAGGAUCACUUUGCUAAAGACGUGAAAAGUUAUGCUGUUCCAGCCUCUCGUCUUCAGCACAAUGUGGCCCCUUUUCCCGCUUCGGGCCCUCCGAGAUCCUCUACCAAGCCCUCUCGUUACGCUCGUCCAGAGAUAUCAAACGAUGAUGAUUGGGGCUUUUAUGUGAAGGCAGACGAUGAAGGAGGUGGAGGCGGCGAUCAUGGUGUUGCUCCUGCUAUACCGAAUGAAAGGUCUAAGCCACAAAGUCGUAGUAGCGGAUGGCCAUCUUCUGAUUCCUCUCCAGCAUCCGAAAAACACCGACUCGAUCCUGUAGGCCCUGCUGCUAAUGUGGGAUGGAACUCUGCAAGUAAAGCUGUGAAACCUUCCUCGGGUUCCGCAGAAUGGUCGCCUUUUGAUGAUUCGGGCCCUACUAUUCUUAAGAGGCCUAGCCCUUCGUACGGACCGAAUUCUGAAGCGGCUGAGCCCCAAUUUAGUACAGGAUGGCAACUUUCGUCUGAUCGAGCGGGCAACGGUGGCGGAUGGUCGCCAUUGGGAAAUGCUAGCUCCACCCUGCCUUCUAAGAGAUCUGGACCAGCUUAUGGGUUCUUCGAAUCUACCAAGCCUUAUAAUGAAAGCGGGUCAUUUUCAAAAGGAGGAUCGGCAAGGCCCAGUUCUGGCUCUGAGCUUUCCUUUGGUAAAGGAGUUAGUGAAUGGUUACCUUUUGGCGAUAAUACACCUACUCGUCCUUCUAAUAGACCUACUACUGACUAUGAUCUAGCGACUGCUUCGAAACUAGCUAAUGAAGGCUGGUCACCUUUAUACAGUCAAUCUGCGAGGCCCAGCUUCGGGCCGAGACCCUUCUCUGACGCUGGUGGUGCGUCGUGGUCGCCUUCCGGUGGAAAUGAGCCUACUCGUCUUUUAAACAGACCAAGUAUUGCCUACGGGCCUGCUAAACACUCAAACGGGGAUUGGUCACUUUCUUCUGGCCGAUCCACAAAACUAAUCUUUGGUCCUGCACUGUCUAAUGAUGGCAGAGUAGUAGCAGGAUGGUCAUCAUCAACCUCGCAUAGGCCAAAUAAACUCGGGGCAGCCUACGGACCUUCUAAUCCUUUCAAACUUUCCAAUGAAGGAUGGUCGCUUUCGUCCGGUCAGUCAGGCAAGCCCAGUUUUGUGCAAGGGCUUUCUUUUGCAGGUAGUCAUGCAUCGUGGUCACCUUCUGAAAAAAAUUUUCCCACACCACCUCCAAACAAAGCAAGUGCUGCUUAUGGCCGAGCUCCAGCUUCAAAAUCAGCUAAUGGAGGCUGGCUGCCUUUGUCAGACUCUGCAAAACUUAAUUUCGGGCUUAAACCUGCUUCUGCAGCUGGUGGUGUACUGUGGUCACCUUUUGGAAGAAACCUUCGCACACAUCCAUUAAACAGACCAGGUGCUACCUAUGGUCCCGCUUUAAUAGCAUCCAAUGGAGGUUGGUCGCCUUCGUUGGGUCAAUUCGUGGAAUCCAACUUCAGUCCAGGGCCUUCACCUGGCGAACAUGCUGAAAGAUGGUUAUCUUCAGGUGAAGUAGUACCAACUCAUACACCGAAACGACCUGGUCCUGCUUAUGGACUCUCGGGCAAACAGGCUCUAGCUAAUGGAGAAGGUUGGUCCCCGUCGACCGGGGGAUCCAACAAAUCGAACGUUGGACUCGGGCUUUCUGCUGGCGCGGAAGCUAGAAAAUGGCCACCUUCAGAAAGUUCCAACGUUACGAUACUUCCUAAGAGACCAAAACCUUCGUAUGGAGUCGCCACAGUAUCUGCAUCUAUAAAUGUUAGACGAAGCACUGAAGGCUGGCUGUCUUCUGGAACUUCUACAGUAGGACCAGACCCUGGCUUUAGCCCACCCGGUAUUGGGAAUUCAGUAAGAUGGUUUCCGUCGGAGGGUGCAAGACCCACUCUGUUACCUGGAAGGCUUGGAGUUGUCCAUGGACCUGUUAAGCCGCUUGCUGAUGGCUGAUGGCUGAUGGCGAAUGGUCACCAUCUGGUAAUAGAACGCCAAAAUCUAGCUUCAACCAAGGCCCUGCUGGUGCAGCAGAUGAAUGGAGGUCUCCUGCUGGAGGAGCUCAGACUACAAGACCGCACACUACUUAUAGACCUGGAAGCCAUGGAAGUGUGAAAGGCUACGGAGAUCGCGAAGGACGCAGAGGUCAAGACGGCUAUAGUAGUCGAGAUGGUCAUAGAGGUCAGAAAGACUAUGGUGGUCAAAAUAAUCAUGGCGGUCGGGGAAACCUUACAGGUCAAGGUGGUCACGGAAAUAAGGAGGGCCAUGGAGGUAAAGGUGGAACCGAAAGCGCAAUGCUGUAUGAGUUUCGCUACAAUGUCUUGAUAAGGGCAAUAUCUACCGGGACGAAAGGAGACCAAACCGGGAGGGUGACUGCUAUUCAUACAAUACGAACCAAUGAUGGCAUCGACAGGAAAGUGAGCAAUCGUGCUAUUGAUAUUAUUUUUCCUUUAUUUACGCAUAGGGAUGUAAUAAUUACUAUGUUUCGCUAAUAGCUUGGAAUGAAUUCGCUUAUUAGUUCAAAUUAAGGAUUGAGGUGAAAUACAUGGCCGACUAAUAGGGUUUCCACGCUGAAAUAGACAUAAACGGGCUGGAAACGACAACCCGCCUGAUGUUAUAAUCCAUCCGAGCGCUCCUCUAACUCGUCAUGAUCUGCCACCUGCUACUGAGCAAACCAACAGGUCUGCAGUGCCUUCAUUUGCUGCCGGUUAGAAAGAUCAGGCUGGCAUUUGAAGAUUCCAAUAACAGAGGAAGCAGCGACGGUAGCAGAAGUGCUUAUGCCGAUCCUAAUUCCGACGUGGGCGGAGAAUAAAAAGAAUAGAUCUAGUCGACAGAACCAACUUAUUUUUGAAAAGAAUUGCCAUAGGAUGUUCAAAACAUAAUGUUCUGUGUAGCUAUAACGAGUGAACUAACAAGAAGAUCACUUUAGAGCAGUUCUUUUUUUAGACCAUACUGUCACUGUAAAUGGCGUUGUGCUGAGAGUUAUUCCACCGAAGGAUAGUUGGACGUGUGAUGUUUAAUGCGUAGUUUAUUCUGUUGUGUUGGUAAUGCCUAUUUCAUUGGAUCAUAUACAUUUAUGAGAGCAGUAAGGAAUAGGACAGACACAUUUAUAUACAUAUAUAUAUAUAUAUAUAUAUCAUAUAUAAAUAGAGCUUGUUUAUUAAUACAUAAACAAGGAUGAACGUUGUUUAUUUAUUUAGUUGUUUGUUUAUUAUAUUACAAAGUUCAACUGUAAGACGCAAUGUUAAAUUAUGACUUU